This is a messenger RNA of Bactrocera dorsalis (oriental fruit fly), 470 nucleotides long. RefSeq lists its product as uncharacterized. The coding region runs from base 84 to 434 and encodes 116 amino acids. The record is from RefSeq and is a predicted model, not a curated record. The transcript has 2 exons. Lineage: Eukaryota; Metazoa; Arthropoda; Insecta; Diptera; Tephritidae.
AAAAUCAACAGUAACCAUUAGCCAAUCGUGCAAUUGGUAUUUAAGCUGAUAUUAUAUAGCUAAGAUUGAAAUUAUUAAUUAAAAUGAAAGUUAUUGUGCAAGUUUGUGUGCUCUUGGCCAUCGCCGCAGUCGCUUAUUCCGCGAGCUCCACCUGGGGUGUGCGCAGCGUUAACGAUACCAUAAUUGUCAACAAACGUGUGGCCUAUCCGGCUGUACGAAAUGCUGUACAGACUGUCUAUUUCGAUGUACCAGAGUCGAAUCAGAGCAACAGCAAAGUGAUUAGCGCCAUUUACUUGCAAGACCAAUUCCAGAACAGCUCUGGUCCAACUAAUACUUUGUUGUAUGGUGGACCCGGUUGGACUUACGCUUCCGUACAAAUGAAAACUCAAACGGGCCUUGGUUUAAAUGUGACAUAUGUUGUUUAUGCCAAUUAAAUAAAGAGAUAAACAUAAUAAAAUGGUUAAAGUAAA